CAACUCCGCCAAGAUACAAUUUUUCUCUUCUUAUCUUUGGUUUUGUCAACAUUCUCAGUAUAUACCGAAAAGUAACAAAAAAUUCCUUAGUUCUAAGCCCCCAAUGUUUUGUUUCUUUUCCUCGUAUUACAGCCAUAUAUAACCCUCGAGGUUGGAAGUGGUUCAAUGCAGAAACCAAGCUUCUCUUGAAGAUCAGCCAGAAAAGAAAAAAGUUUAAAGAGGCAGGGCCAGUAGUUUCUGAUCUCUUAAGGAAUGGAAAACUACAAGAGUUUUUUGUUUUUUCUGGGGAUUUUCCUCCUCGGCCGCGCCAAAGCCGAAAAUAAAACAGAGCCGAGAGUGAACGGGAAUCUAGGGCCAAUCCAAGGGUGGAGAAGUGCUUACUACUGCAUGAUUUACAACGAAUCAGCAAGUUGCUCGGACAAGGACCAGCUUGCAGACAAAGGAGUGGUGGAUGUGAACAAAGACGAGUUAGCAGAAUACUGCAAGAAAGGACGGUGCGGCGAGCACAUUGGAUAUGUGCUAAAGUGCAUCCAUGACGUGAAAAGAGACUUCUGGUUCGCCAACAACAUCACUGUAAAGCUCCUCAAAAGAGAGAAUUUCCGAUGGAUGUGCCAAAAAUGAAGGUGGAAUUCCAUGUUGUUCUUGACUUAAUUGGUUUCUGAUUUUUUUUUUUUUUUGGGUAUUUUUCUUGUUUUUGCCAUAUGGGUCUGUGAGGAUAUUGACUGAUGAGAUGUACGUACUUUGGGUAGCUUCAACUGCAGCUAUCUCUACGAAGAAUUACACCAACCCUGGACCAAAGGUGUAUUAGAAAGUACAUAUGGCAUUUGUUGCGUGUUGUACGUACGUCUUCUUCGUAGCCAUCUUCAACCUGUGGAACAACUCCAGCUAUAUAAGGAGGAGGUGGAGCUGUGGUGCAGGAAAUAAAAACCUACUAUAGUAUACUUUUGGGGCAGUUCAAAACAAGAAAAGGACCAAAAGAAGAAGAAGAAGAAGAUUUGUAAUGCGUGAUGUCUACAAUCUGUAACUUCUAUAGUUCUAUGGUUCGGAUUGUAAACUCUAUAGGUAACGUCGAUGUUUUUACAAGAAUAUACAGUUAGAUAAAACAUGAGAGUGUAUUCAUGAACUAAAGAAAUAAGACUUCUGCUUC
Molecule: messenger RNA, 1147 nt
Organism: Carya illinoinensis
Lineage: Eukaryota; Viridiplantae; Streptophyta; Magnoliopsida; Fagales; Juglandaceae
Exons: 3
Coding region: 253-621 (122 amino acids)
Source: RefSeq, a predicted model, not a curated record